Chara braunii is the source of this 675-nucleotide messenger RNA. The record is from the annotation of a GenBank genome assembly. Lineage: Eukaryota; Viridiplantae; Streptophyta; Charophyceae; Charales; Characeae.
GCAUAUCCAUUAAAAUGAGAGAAAUUGAGGAUUGUUAUAAAUUAUAUUAGAAGCAAGAUUGUAGUAAUGAAAGGGGUAAUGGAAGUUGAAGCUUACAUAGAUGCCGCAAUAUUCUUAUACUUAUGGGAGAGUUGGCAGCGAUGUGGUGAGGGAUUGCGCUUGCAGUAUGCAGAGAUUGAUAUCGGAGAUAGGACGGGAAACCGAUCGGCAAGGUGGGCGAUUCCUGAUCAGAUUGAAGGAGCCUACGGAGGGGGAAGAGACGUUUCUGGGGAUCUUAAGCGAAUUGGUGGUUGCGUACGGCCGAAUAGUGCAGGAUAUCCGGGUUGGUUAUCUGUUUCGGGGUCGACGUGGGAAUGGGCCGCUAGGAGGGAGUCGUUUCAAUAAAAGGAUUGAGAAAUGGUUUGGGGAGGCGGGUGUGUAUGAAGGGGAGACGGGUCACAACUUUCGGAUAGGUGGGGUGCAAGCUGAUAUCGAGGAGGGAUGGAGCUUGGGAGAGAUGAUGCGACAGGGGACAUGGAAAAGUGUUGGGACCUUCAUGCGGUAUGGGUAUGGGAUGAAACGAGGUUGGAAAAGAAAAGGCGAUAAUUAGGUUUUAACUAGGAACACUUUGAGGCCAAACAUGGCUGGGUUGGAACAGGAUGGAUGCACUUUGGGGCUAGGUAUGCAUGAGAAAGG